This is a messenger RNA of Prunus avium (sweet cherry), 1972 nucleotides long. RefSeq names its product putative receptor-like protein kinase At1g80640. The record is from RefSeq and is a predicted model, not a curated record. Lineage: Eukaryota; Viridiplantae; Streptophyta; Magnoliopsida; Rosales; Rosaceae. Gene Ontology annotation, molecular function: ATP binding; protein kinase activity. Gene Ontology annotation, biological process: protein phosphorylation.
AUGGCUGGAGACUUACGAGUCACGUGGAAACCUUCUCCCCUCCCUCCCACUAUCAACAUCCAAACUCAAACACCAUAACUAUUUUCAAGUUUCACCCUUUUGAUUGUUUGAUAACUGCCACAUGAUUUCAUGCCUCAUCUUGGCUUUAGACAGAUGCACAUACAGAUCACAUUCAAAAGUGCUUUCUUGGUUUCCCUGCAACAGUCCUUUGUCUCCUUCUCCACACAAACAGAAACAUAUUUGUAAAAAGAUAUAGAUUCAAAGUUUCAAACUAAACAUAAGAAUAGAGAGACGUUUCUCAGAGUCCAAAUACACGCGACUCUUUUCACUUUCUCUGUAAAAAGUGGACAUGAAUCUUGCUCUUCUGUUAAUACCCAUGUGGGUGUCAACCACCAGUUUGUUGGUAACCGUAAUUGAAGCCAGAGCAAAGCCAACAAGUUCCACCAUUUCUGGUCACAUUAUCCUUGUUGAGGAAGAACCCAUCACUCAGUUUUCUGCAAAAAUGGAAGCUCAAUCUCCAGGAUUGCCUGAGGUUAGAGUAGUUCACCAUCAAGAUUUGAACAAGAGUAUUCUUAUAGCACUCAUUAUUGCUUCCACACUCCUUGGAGGAAUCUUGCUGUUCCUGUCGUGUUUUUGGAUCUAUAGACAGAAAACCUUGAAACAUUCCAAUGGGAAAAAGGGAAAGCCAAUUGAGGCUGCAAAGGGGAUGCAAUUCAAUCCAAUGACGGUUGAAUUUAAUUCCUUGCGAAUGGGGAGUAGGAAGGGUUCAGUUGCAAUAUUCAAUUAUCAAUCGCUUGAAGAUGCAACAAACAAUUUCAACCAAAGUAAUGUUUUGAGUGAGGAUGGUUCUGGACUUCUUUACAGAGCUAGUUUUGAUGACAAACUUAUUGCAGCUGUUAAGAAAGUAAAUAGUGAAGGUCCGGAUUCUGAUAGAGAAUUUAAGAAUGAGGUGAACUUGUUGAGCAAAAUCAAGCAUCAAAACAUCAUUAGACUUUUGGGUUACUGCAUUCACUGCGAAGCAAGGUUUCUUGUUUAUGACAUGAUGCAGAAUGGGUCCUUAGAAACUCAGUUAUAUGGACCUAAUCAUGGGUCAGCUUUGACUUGGCAUCUACGGUUGAAAAUCGCUGUUGAUGUUUCCAGGGGAUUGGAAUAUCUUCAUGAGCACUGUAAUCCCCCUGUGGUCCAUAGAGGCCUAAAAUCAUCUAACAUUCUUCUGGAUUCAAAAUUUAGCGCUAAGCUUUCAGAUUUUGGUCUUGCUGUAACUGCUGGGAUGAAGGAUAAGGACAACAUAAAGCUGUCAGGAACUUCGGAUUAUGUAGCACCAGAGUACAUUUUGGAUGGUCAGUUAACUGAUAAAAGUGAUGUCUAUGCUUUUGGAGUUGUCCUUUUGGAGCUCUUGAUGGGAAGAAAAUCGGUGGAAAAUAAAGCCGGAGCUGAAAGCCAAUCCAUAGUCACAUGGGCCAUGCCUCAGCUCACUGAUAGAUCAAGGCUUCCAAACAUUGUGGAUUCUGUGAUAAAAGAUACUAUGGAUUUAAAACAUCUGUACCAGGUCGCUGCUGUGGCAGUACUAUGUGUACAACCUGAACCAAGUUACAGGCCAUUGAUAACAGAUGUUCUGCACUCGCUAAUCCCUCUCGUCCCUAUCGAGCUUGGAGGGUCAUUGAGGAUUGCAGACUAUGUACCCUCAGCCUGAGCCAAGCCUUCCACCGAUAAACGGUGCUCUAGCACUUGUAUACAUAAUCCAGGCUAAAGACGGUCGCCUUUCUUAUUGCUGGAGGAGGAUGGCUCGAAUCUUUGGAUAGCUUUCCUUGUGUUCUGGUCAUCAUUUUUGUAUAUUUUCCUCAAAGGAUUCAGAUCCAAGAAAGUGUUGCUCCGAAAAAUAGAAGAAGAGCUUGUUGUUGCUCCAGUUGUAAAUUGAAUCAAAUUGAAAGUAGACAUUUCAUAGCAAUCCUAAAUUUCUUUUUCUUUUUCC